Messenger RNA from Dentiscutata heterogama, 147 nucleotides. NCBI's taxonomy places the organism in Eukaryota, Fungi, Glomeromycota, Glomeromycetes, Diversisporales, Gigasporaceae. The record is from the annotation of a GenBank genome assembly.
AUGGAAACUAAAUCUUUUCAAAUGGAUAAUAUGUCUUCUUUGGCGAAAGAUGAAGCACUUCAAAAUAAGUCAGAUGAAAGUAGUGUUUCUGAAGAUUGUGAAGAUAUAGUGUUUGAUGUUAUUAGCAAGUUGCAAAGUCCAAAAACU